Messenger RNA from Hypoxylon fragiforme, 986 nucleotides. Its product is annotated as P-loop containing nucleoside triphosphate hydrolase protein. Lineage: Eukaryota; Fungi; Ascomycota; Sordariomycetes; Xylariales; Hypoxylaceae. The record is from RefSeq and is a predicted model, not a curated record. The transcript is spliced from 2 exons. Bases 126 to 986 code for a protein of 286 amino acids.
AUAGAACUUUAUACCCCCAGAGCGCAUUGCCAUUACUUUGCUUUAUACCGAGUUAUCCAUUGGGAUUCCAACUAUACCAAACUUGAACAUAUCCACAAAGACUUCCAACACACAAGAAGCACACAAUGGCGUACGCUGCAAAGUAUACUCCAAAGCCCAUCACCGAUGUCUUCACCAGUGACACAGACUUCGACCGGCGGCAAAAUACCCGAACCGUUCCCAUGAAGGUUCUCCUAUUAGGAUGUGGGCGAACAGGAACAACAUCCAUGAGAGCAGCGAUGAAGCAACUGGGCUAUGUAGACACCUAUCACAUGAUGAACUGCUCGAUCGAGAACCCGCCAGACGCACUGCUGUGGAUGGACGCGCUGCGCGCCAAGUACGACGGCGUCGGCGAGCCGUUCACGCGCAAGGACUGGGACAAGCUGCUGGGCAACGCGCAGGCCGUGUGCGACUGGCCCGCCUGCGCCUUCGCCAAGGAGCUCAUCGAGGCCUACCCCGAGGCCAAGGUCGUCCUCACGGGCCGCGACGUCGACUCCUGGCACAAGUCCACCAUGAGCACCGUCUACUGGCGCGUCACCGACCCCGAGCUGCGCGCCCUGUCGUACGUCAACUGGGCCGCGGGGAUGUACUACCCCAUGCUCAAGAAGUUCUUCGACACCUUCUUCGAGGGCGACUUCCCCAACCGCGGCAAGGAGGUGUUCGUAAGACACUACGAGGAGGUCAAGGCGAUGGUGCCCAAGGAGAAGCUGCUCGAGUACCGCGUCACGGAUGGCUGGGCGCCGCUGUGCGAGUUCCUCGGCGAGCCGGUGCCGAAGGAGUCGCCGUUCCCGAAUGUCAAUGAUAACAAGAACUUUGUCGCCCGCUCAAAGCGGAGGAACAGGAACCAGAUGCUGAAUGUGGUGGCUGGCUGGCUGGAGAUGGCGCUGCUGGCCAGCAUAGCGAUUUACUUGGUGUUUUACGUGCAGUGGUAUUACUUUAACAAAUAG